AUGAGCAACGACGAGAUCGACGCGGGUCCGCCGCCUGCUGUAUCCUCAUUGCGGAACAAGUUCGAGCAGCUCGCGCAUUCGAAUGAGCAGCUGGUUCAGCCUGUGCCGUCUGGGAGCCGGUCGCGGCCUACGUCGUAUAUACGCUCUACGACGCCCGUACCACGCGCGCCGACGCCUACACCGCCCACUCCUACACCCACGCCGCCUCACUCAGCACCGUCCGCAUCAUCAUCCCACCAUGCCGCGCAUCCAUCGACAACAGAUCAAACAAUAGGGAACGACAACAACUUCCUACAUCCGUACCACGCCCGCGCUGGGUCCACUGUCAGCCUCACAUCAUCGAAUGGCGAUGCCGGGCUUCUUCCUCCGCCCCUCCCUUCGCGCGGCCGAGCAGGGUCGGACGUAUCAUCUACUGCAUCUGACGAUGUCCACCACUUGCGGAAUGUCAGUAGCUCGGGCGAUCUCAAGCGACGGCCUCCACCACCACCACCGCCAGCUGGACAUGGGAAGAGUCCAGGGACGAGUCCGCUUAUGAGGGCUGCUGCGGAUGUAGGCGGGAAUGCGGGAGGGAGGAAGGGCGCAUUGCCGCUACCGGAGGGGUUUAGUUUGGACAAUAAUGGAGGGCCGGUGGAGGAACACUUGAGUGUGAAGGACAUGAGGAACAGGUUUAAUGGACAAUCGUCUCCGGCGCCUUCAUCGCCGGAAAUAUCAACUACUACUGCCAAACGCAAACCGCCGCCGCCGCCCGGUCCGCCACUAACACCAUCCUCAUCCCACUCGAACCUCAAAUCUCCCUCACCCACACGUUCUCCGUACAAUGGUCACUCUUCACCGUUUAACGGUACACCGACGCAGUCUCCCGCGCCGGCCCACAGUCCUUUCGGCUCGCCUGCACCCGCCGUACCAAUCCGCAAGACCCAACCACCACCUCUCCCGCGCCGUAGCCAAGGAUCGGGCACUGAUCUUGGGAACAGUUUGGGCUUUGAGAAUGGCGGGGGACACGGGAGCAAGUUCGUGGGGAGCAGCGAGGACGAGACGGUCUUCGCCAGUCCUGUGAAGGUCUACGGCGGAUCGGCUGCGCGACCUGGACCUGGCAGCAGCUUGAGCUCGUUUGACAGUAGCUCGUCGAGCGACUCUAUACCUCACGUCAGUGGGAAUGGGAACGCGAACGCUGGGAGGGACUACAACCCACACCCGCCUCCACCGCCGCGUCUGGACAAGCGCCCACCGCCUCGGCAUCACGCGUCGCUCGCGAGUACGCAUUCGACGCACAGCUCGAGCUCCAUCAACUCGGGCCUAAGCGAGCCGCCGGCGUUGCCGGCCCGGAGGAGCACGGCCGAGGAUGCGGGAAGGGAGCGGGAGCGGGAGAAGGAGUAUGUGGCAAGUCCGCCGCCGAAGAGGACGGUGCCGCAUCACCCGCCGGCGCAUCACGCGCAUCCAUCUCAUCAUAACGCGCAUCCGGCACCGCAACCCAUCGCUGCUCAAGCGCCCGUGCAUACGUCAUUGCAUGUCGCGCCUCCGCCUGGUCCGUCGCCUGCACCCGUUCCUCCGGCGCCAGCGGGUAAGGCGAUCAAGCAUCAGCCGCCACCUACGCGGACUAUCGGGUUGCAUGAGCCUCUGCCUGAGCUGAGGCGGAGCGUGGCGAGCGCUGGGAGCUCGGAGGAUUCCGAGGACGAGAGCGGUGAUGAAGAUCUGAAGGACCCGCGCUUAACGCAAGCGCCCGAUACAUCUCGCGCGAGCAGGCGCCGACCGGCGGCCCAUCCACACGCAUUCGAUCCGAGCGGUAUUCAUGUCAUGCACAAUGCGGCCAUAGCCAUCGCCGGCUCUCUCCACGCUGUCGCAGGCCAACAUCACGUACGCAUCUUCGACCUCGACGUCCAAGAGACGCCGCGUUACACGCUCGACGGACGCGAUGUAGGUCUUGCGGGCCGCGCGCUCGUCGCCACUAGCCUAUGCUGGAGCGCGAAGGGUGCCGGGAAGAGGUGGCUCUGGAUCGGGACGAAGGACGGGCAUCUCUUCGAGUUCGAUGUUCAGCUCGGUGUUGUAGCUGGCCAGAAGCUCGCGGCGCAUUCCUCGGGCGUUCAGCAUAUCCUGCGGCACCACGCGGCUCUCGCCACCGUCGACGACGGCGGGAAGAUGCUGAUCUUCGAGCCGGUGCCGGGCGCGGAGGACGAGGCGGGGAUAUUGGCGCGGACGACGCCGAGGGUGUGCAGGAUCUCGGAGAAGCAGAGCUUUGUGAAGGUGUUUGGGGGGCGGGUGUGGACGAGCGCGAAGGAGAAGGAGGUGGACAAGGAUGCGAGGGGGCCGGUUGUCAGGAUCUACGACGUGUUUACGGGUGGACAGCCUGGUGCGCCGCCGCGCAGUGUUCUGCCGUCUGAACCGCUCGGCGCGGUUAUGAGUGGAGGGGUUGUGCCGAGCGAGACAGAUAAGGUGUUCUUGGGACAUGAGGGCGGAUGCGUGAGCGUGUGGAGUACGGCUGGCGGUCCGGGGUCGUUACCGGAGUGCAUCGACGUGGUCAAGGUCGGCGCUACGGAUGUUGUCGCGCUCGAAGGCGUGCAUGAUAAGCUCUGGACUACCGGGCGCGGCGGACGGAUCAACGCGUACGAUGUCAGUCAUCGGCCAUGGGUGCAGACGGCGAGCUGGGCGGCGCAUAACGAGUUGCCGAUCUCGAGGCUUGUGGUGGACGUCGUGGGCGUUGGAGAGGGGAGGGGGAUGAAGGUCGUCAGUUGUGGGCGGGACGAGAAGAUGGCGUUCUGGGACGGACUGUUAGGCGCUGACUGGCUUGAUGAAGAGCUCCUGAAGCGCGAAGCCGAGUUUGCGUCCUUCCGCGACCUCGAAGUGCUUAUCGUAUCCUGGAACCUCGACGCCGUACGACCCGACGACCUCCGCUCAGCCUCAUCCGUCAACAUCCUCCACGAAAUGCUCUCCUCCACCCCCGUCCAACCCGACAUCAUAUCAUUCGGCUUCCAAGAGACCGUCAACCUCGAAUCCAAAUCCUCGACCAUGCGUCAGGUCUUCCGCGCCGGCGGCGUCGGCUCUAGUUCACAUGAUCGCAAGACGGUGCGGUACGGCGCGGACGCGGCGAUUUGUAGUGCGAAGGAUGAGAGGGCUACGACGGCGUAUAGGCGGUGGUACGAGGCGUUGCAGAAGGCUGUUAGGCUGGCGUAUGAUGCGAAUGAUCCGUAUAUCGUUGUGCAUACGGAGAAUUUGGUCGGGCUGUUCAGUUGUGUGUUGAUCAGGCAGAGGGAAAGGACGAGCAUUAAGGAUGUCGGAGUCAGUACGGUGAAGCGCGGCGUUGGCGGGCGGUACGGGAACAAGGGUGGUAUCGUCUGCCGUAUGACCAUCGACGAUACGUCCAUUGCGCUUGUCAACGCCCAUCUCGCCGCUGGCCAGAACAAGCUCCGCUCGCGCAAUGCAGAUCUGACGGCUAUCAUCGAGGGCAAGGGUCUGUUCCAGGAGAGCGAGGAGACUGUCGAGCGCGACGACGUCGCUUAUAUCGGCGGUGGUGACGGUAGUACCGUGCUCGACCACGAGAUCGUCUUCUUCAACGGCGAUCUCAACUACCGCGUGGACGCGCGCCGCGACGCCAUCGUCGCUGCCGUCGAGAAGGGCGACUUCCUCAGCUAUCUCCAGCACGACCAGCUCUCGAAAGAGAUGCGCUUCAACCGCGGUUUCCGUCUACGCGGCUUCCUCGAGGGCGGCAUCACCUUCGCGCCAACAUACAAGUACAACCGCCGCUCGGACGUAUACGAUACGUCCGAGAAGCGCAGAGCGCCGGCGUGGUGCGACCGUGUGCUGUGGCGCGCGAUGAAUCCUGAGCGUGUGCGGUUGCGGCAGUACAGGCGCUACGAGGCGGACGUUAGCGAUCACCGGCCGGUGAGCGCUAGUUUCAGGCUGACGGUUAAGAGCGUGAGGCAGAAUGAGAGGGCGGGGGUUAAGAGUGAGAUGGUGGGCGUUUGGAGGGGGAGGGAGAGGGAGCUGGUGGAGGAGGCUAGGAUGUUUUAUGUCGGCGUUGGGUUGUUGGUUGAUUGA
This is a messenger RNA of Peniophora sp. CBMAI 1063, 4032 nucleotides long. The record is from the annotation of a GenBank genome assembly. Lineage: Eukaryota; Fungi; Basidiomycota; Agaricomycetes; Russulales; Peniophoraceae.